UACAGAUACUGAAGACUCAGCCAGAUGCAGCAUAUCAGAUAUCACAACAAGUGGGUUGGCAAGAUACUUUGGUCAGACUUUUUUUAAAAGCAGAUUUUAAAAAUGGAAAUUUUCUUCAUAAACAUUGUAGGAGUGUUUUAAUGAAAGAAAAUAAAAGUCCAUCUGGUGAAGACACUAAUGGUAACUUUGAAAAAACAGAUGAAGAAAAAUUCAACUCUUUUACCUCAGCUAAUAUGUCUUCAGAUUAUUGGAGCACUGAGGAUAAACACUCUCUAGAUUUAAACACACCAUUAUUUCAAGAAGAUAGUUCUGUGGGAGAACUGUCAUUCAAAUCAGAUAAUCAAGAAGAAUUCUGGCAUAGUAACCCUUCACAUUUGAGUUUAGAUCUUACUGGAAUUGACUCUUGUGAACCGAGUGAUAGUAGAAGCCAAAUGGCAGACAGCCUACCUAGCACGCCAUCUCCCAUAGAGUCUAGUAAGUCAUUUCCUGUGCAGUCUGACAAAGAAGGUAGCAUCACCAACGAUAGCGGCUUUAGUGAUGACUUCUCUUUACUGGAAAACCAGGAGAGAUGUGAGGAAGAACUUAUUCAAUUGCUGACAAGUAUUUUGAAUUACAUAAUGUGUAAGGGACUAGAAAAGUCUGAUGAUGAUACUUGGAUUGAAAGGGGACAAGUGUUUUCAGCACUGACGAAACCAGGAAUAUCUAGUGAGCUACUUCGACCAUCAGAUGAAAUAAAACUAAUGUAAGCAUUCACUUUGAUUUUUAAUCUUCUUUUUGGAAUUGUCAGGAGACUAAAUUGGUAUUGGUUAUUGAAUACAUAUGUAGGAUUAAGUGGA
Messenger RNA from Dipodomys ordii (Ord's kangaroo rat), 836 nucleotides. Its product is annotated as neurobeachin-like protein 1. The record is from RefSeq and is a predicted model, not a curated record. Lineage: Eukaryota; Metazoa; Chordata; Mammalia; Rodentia; Heteromyidae. The transcript has 2 exons. The coding region runs from base 141 to 746 and encodes 201 amino acids.